Pestalotiopsis fici W106-1 is the source of this 2502-nucleotide messenger RNA. RefSeq lists its product as uncharacterized. NCBI's taxonomy places the organism in Eukaryota, Fungi, Ascomycota, Sordariomycetes, Amphisphaeriales, Sporocadaceae. Gene Ontology annotation, molecular function: protein binding. The transcript has a single exon. Bases 1 to 2502 code for a protein of 833 amino acids. The record is from RefSeq and is a predicted model, not a curated record.
AUGCGGCUUCCCUAUACAUGUCGACCUUGCUUGGCCCGAUUUCGGCUUUUCACCUUGCAGAACACCCGAUCGCAAGCCGCACUUCAUACAGCUAUAGUGCGCGAUCCCGAUGUCAUCUUCCCAAAGCGGCUUGACAAUGAUGGAUCUUCAACCGCCGACGGCAGGCAAAUCGAGUCGAACCAAGAGGCUGCGCAUAACAAGGACAAGCUGCUGAGGAAAACAGACGAGCGGGUGUUGAACUCUCCGACCGUUCUGCGGACCCGACUGCUGAAGACAGAUUAUGAUCACAAGGCGUCACAACGGUAUUUGAGCGCAGUCUUCGGUCUCCCAGCACCCGCCGCGCGAGAAUCUGCCAGUCAAUUGCGGAGGUUGCUGUUAGCCCGCCCUCAUGAAAACCCGGAGAGAUUGUAUGCCGAAUACCAAGCCUGGAAACUGGAGUUUAGCAAAAUGUUGAGAAAAUCAGCCGUCACCAGCAAUGAUACAGCAACAUCACACCUUGCCAUCUGGGCCGUACUAGCCGACGGAUCCACCCCAUCAGUUGCCACGAUGAAGGCGUCGUGGGCCGGACUGGAUCCGGAAAGGCGACAGGAUCUUUGGCCGAAGAUGAUACAAUCUCUGAUGGACACGGAUUCCAAUUUGCUAUCGACCUUCUUGCAGGCCACCUACGAUCCGGCUUGGUCUCCGUUUUAUGUGGUUGAAGACUCUAUUAGACUACUCGUUCUGCGUCCGAAGAUUGCGGAUACCCAUCAUGAUGGGCUGGUCGACUUGGCGCUGUUUCUCAUGAAAAGCGAUCCCACUGGCUUCAUUGAGAUUAACCAGCAAGCAAUAGGCUCGAUCGUUGCGCGUACUCAUCAAGUGGACAAGGUUGAAGAACUAUAUCACUACAUGAGGAGUCAUGGCAAGGAUCUGAGUGCCCCGACCUCGCUUCAUUUCGCAAGCAAGUUUUCAAAGAGUAAUCAGCACAAAGGACUCGCGGCAGAUAUACUGUGCUCCAUAACGAAAAGCGGCAGCCUCGAUAUCAAUUCGGCAGCUGGGUCCAGCGUAUGUACAUCCUUGCUUCACUUGGAAAAGGAUUCCGAGAUACCACAAGAAGCCGCUGCGCCAGACGAACUGUUCCGAUCACUUCUCGAGACAGGUCUUGACCCCAACCUUCUCAAUAUUACUGCUCUGAUGAGAAACUUUUGUGUUCGUGGCCAUCCCGACACAGCCUGGACGGUGUUCAACCUUCUUCUCGAAUAUGGGAUCGAGCCAGAUCAACAUGUUUAUGCUACUUUGCUCCACGGUGCUAAGCAGGAUCUGAACAUUGACUUGAUCCGACGCAUCAUGGCAUCCAUUCAUUCGCACAACGUGUGGAAUGCCACGAUGCUGAACGACUUUCUUGACAUCCUCUUGAGGGAUGGCGAAUCGAUACCCGAGAGGAGGCGUAGGCAGAAGAAGGACAUGAGCUCCUUUCGGCCUAUGCUGCAGGUUUAUGCCAAGUUCUUUCAAUUAGAACCACUUCAAAAACUAUGCAGCUUUCCACUCGAGGAUUAUCUUGUGUGGGAAGGUCCCGCCCCAGGCAAAUCGACGCCAAUCAGAGACAUUGCCUCGGCUUUGCUGCCACUACCCGAGGGUUCGCUGUUGGAGCCAGACUGUCUCACUCUAUCAUUAAUGCUUGCUGCUGCUCUACGAGGGUGCCCAAGGUUUUAUCCUCCCAAAUUACGGAACGGCGUUGCAUCAUUGAAGGAGCAAAUGAACCACUUCAAUAAGCUGGUUGAGUGCAAGGAUUCAACCGCACUGGCUAUACUCCAAGAGCAAGGCACAUGGAUAUAUGAUGCCUUUCUUCGAGCUAUACUUCAAUUUCAGCAGUGUUUGCACCCUGCUGUGCAACUUGUACAGACGAUGAUGGAAAGAUCUGCCAUCGAGCAAACCCGUUAUGGCAAAAACCGGCGUCAUCCACGUCCAUCGGUACACACAUGGACUGUACUUAUAAAUGGCUUUAAGAACCACCGCCAACCAGGCAUUGCAGCAUCCAUGGUACGAGUGAUGCUCAAGCAAGGUGAAGUGAGGCCAAAUAUAGUAACGUGGAACACUCUCAUCAGCGCUUUUGCCCGCUUAAACGACGCCGAUGGCGCGGUACGCACCAUUCGAUAUUUGGAAUAUUCCGGUCUGAAACCUGACCAGGAUACAAUUAACGCAAUUGGAUCAAUGAGUUCGCGAGCCAGGAAGCAGGCAUUAAAACUUAUGGAUGCCCCGAGAGAUGAGCUCGUUUCUCCAGAUGAUGACCUUGUACAACUGCUUGCGUCUUCUUCUGGUCACACGAGCGCGAACUACUCCGAUCCUAUUGUAAAGGAUGCUCUGUCGCUCUCAAAACGAAGAGUGCAACAGGCCCCAAGGUCUAGAGUGAGGGAGGAUGCGUCGCCUACAUCGCCAGAUGUUCAAACACUGCACAAAGAUGAGUUUCCAGGGCCUCUGGAUGCAUCAACAGAACCUUACGGUGCACCCUCAGUCUACGACGAAUGA